AUGUUAAACAAUUAAAAAUCCAAACCUAAAUUCAAACCUGCAUUCAAAUUGAAAUAAUUAUUAAAUACUAUCGGUCUUCCAGAAGGUUUAAAAGAUUAAAGUUGCAGAUUUAAAUAUUCUAUAGAUAAUUCUCAAUUUCAAUUAUAUCAACAAAUUAGUAGCUCUAUAAGAAAGAAUGGUUCCAAUUUCAAACCAUCGUUCUUGCCUAGCAUUACAAAUAGGAAGUCUUUAGUAAUUGAACCUAUUUCUUAUUAGAUCAGCACCUUUGAUCAUUUAUUACCAGAUAAAAGCAUAAAAAAUAAAAAAAAAGAAUUACACAAAAAUUACAAGAAAUUCAACAAUUUAAGUAUUGCUCUCAAUCCUAAUGAAUAAACCAAUUUAACUAAUGACGAAUUAUAACUCUUUUAGUCAAUCAAAAAUAGUCCAUAGAAAUAACAAAACAAUAAUAAAUCUCCUGAUUAGAAAAAAACUAGAAAAUAAAAGUUAAUCGAAUUUUUGAAAGGAUAACAUCAAAAUAUCUAAUUUACGACGUUAUUACAAAAGAAAUCUUUAAAAGAUCAAGCUUUACUCCCUUCUUUCGUUAUUACGAAAUAUCAAGAGCUGUAAUUUUGA
Molecule: messenger RNA, 612 nt
Organism: Paramecium octaurelia
Lineage: Eukaryota; Ciliophora; Oligohymenophorea; Peniculida; Parameciidae
Source: the annotation of a GenBank genome assembly